AUGGCGACGGUCUCGCAACCGCCGCAAACACCACCGGCGCAACCGCCUCCACCGCCUGGAACCACUGUACCUCAGACUAGUCCUCAGCUUGUACCAUCUCGUCAGCCACUGCCUCUGUCUGCUUCACAAGAAGGCCAAGUGCGAGAGAUCUACCAUAAACGAGUGCGGAACAAGUGCGCCGAAGAAGUACGACUAUUUGCAGCAUGCGCUACCAAUCGUACAUUCACUGCGCCUUUCUAUUGCCGACCCGAACGCCGCCAGAUGAACGCCUGCAUGCUUCAGUACGCCAAUCAAGCCGAACAGGACGCCGCCAGAGAGGAGUGGUUUGCUACUCGUGAUUUGCGCCGCAAGGAGCGAGAGGCCAAGGAAGAGAAGAGGAAAGAGCAGGAGAAAUUCCACCGUGAGUGGUGGGGUCUGGACGAAAACGGAAAUCGUAUCGAGAAGAAAGACUCCAAGUAG
Messenger RNA from Aureobasidium musti, 459 nucleotides. Lineage: Eukaryota; Fungi; Ascomycota; Dothideomycetes; Dothideales; Saccotheciaceae. The record is from the annotation of a GenBank genome assembly.